Molecule: messenger RNA, 1944 nt
Organism: Syngnathoides biaculeatus (alligator pipefish)
Lineage: Eukaryota; Metazoa; Chordata; Actinopteri; Syngnathiformes; Syngnathidae
Gene: trmt6
Product: tRNA methyltransferase 6 non-catalytic subunit
Exons: 12
Coding region: 213-1607 (464 amino acids)
Biological process (GO): tRNA methylation
Cellular component (GO): tRNA (m1A) methyltransferase complex; nucleus
Source: RefSeq, a predicted model, not a curated record
CUGAGAAUGGUGAAAACGCGGAAGUAGCGCAUUUCUGCUGUCUAUUGGUUUCCCUCUGAGCGAUUGCGAAGUGAAAGCUAACACGUGGAGACGCAAUUUUAUAGCACCGUCCGCUCCACAACUGUAAAACUGCUAUUUUUACGAACCACGGUGGGUUUUGGUUUUCUAGCAGCUCUCGACACUGUGCCAUCAGUCGUCGAGUUUGACCGAUAAUGGCGGACGGCGGGGACGACGACUCCCUGGAUAAAAUCAACGAGGGCGACCACGUCGUGCUGAAGCGUGGAGACAUCUACAAAGCUGUCCAAAUACAGUCGAGAAAGAAAGUGGUGUUCGAGAAGAAGUGGUUCUUCUUGGACAACGCCGUGGGGCAGUUGUACAGCACCACUUUUGAUAUUGUAUCCGGAGGAGAGUUGCAGCCUGUGAAAGAUGUGCAGAGUGCUGCUUGUGAUGUGAAGGAGGCGGGCACGGACAACCGCAACAUCGUGGACGAUGGCAAGUCGCAGAAGCUGACCCGGGAGGAUAUCGAGACGCUUAAAGAGCAAGGUCUGAAGGGUCAGGAAAUAAUCCAACAGCUCAUAGACAACAGCUCUAGCUUCAAGAAUAAAACCGAAUAUGCCCAGGACAAGUACAUCAAGAAGAAAAAGAAGAAGUACGAGAACACUGUGACCAUUUUGAGGCCAACUAGUCGUAUCCUGGCGCUCAUGUACCACGGCCGAGAGCCAGGAAAGAUCUGUCACUUGCGAUUCGACACGCUGGCGCUGAUGCUAAACCUGGCCAACAUCCACGCCGGCAGCAAAGUGUUGGUGUUUGAGACGUGUGCUGGCCUCGUGCUGGGGUCCAUCAUGGAAAGAAUGGGAGGUUUCGGAUCAGUGAUCCAAAUGUAUCCGGGGGCUGGGCCGGUCCGAGCAGGAGUGGAGAACUUUGGCUUCCCCACCCACUUCCAUGACACGCUGCACGAGUUUCCCAUCUGCCACGUCAACGCUUUGCUAGCAGGCACGCUGGACACAAGAAGCAAGGAACCCGGUACUGGUGAGGGUAACGACUUCUCAGAGGCACCUCCUGCCGACGUGGAUGGCGAGGAGCAGCCCAAAACAGAGCAGCGGGACACGCCGAAGAACACGGAGACGAACGCCGGCGGCGACCAACCCACAGACGAGGAACGCGAGCGCAGCAGAGAGGCCAAGGCUCUGAUCAAGAGGGCGAAGCAGGAGGAGAAGCGCAAGAGGCUAGCGGCGGCGGCAGCCCUGUUAGAGGGGAGGAACGCAGACGGGUUGGUCAUCGCCUCUCUCUUCCACCCUUGUCCCGUCUUGUUGUGCCUGCUCAAGUUCUUGUCGCCCUCCAGGCCCUUUGCGGUGUACUCGCAGUACAAAGAGCCACUGGUCGAGUGUUUCACCAAACUGAAGGAGGCAGGCGGCACCGUCAACCUGCGCCUCACCGACACCUGGCUGCGCCAUUAUCAGGUGCUGCCCAACAGGACGCAUCCCAAGCUGCUGAUGAGCGGCGGCAGCGGUUAUCUCCUCUCGGGCAUCACCGUGGAAACGGAGAGGUCAGGCCAGACUGAUUCAGAGGAGCCGGCGGCCAAAAAACAAAAAGUGACAGAAAGCUAAAGAACUUUUAAAAGCCCUGCAGAUUGCGGUUCGGGGCACAUUAGCAGCUGGGCUGACAGUUGUGUCUGUUUGGAUCCGUCACAAACUCAUCCAGGCAGUUAAGCAAGGAAAGGCCUCAAAACAGACUCACCCUAGUUUUCUGUCUGACAUUUAGGUCAGCAUAUUUUUAUUACUUUUUAUUUCCAGAGAAUUUUAUUUUAAUUUUUUUUUUUUGCAACAUCUGAAACUUCACAGAAUUAAAAGAUUCUGACGCGGGAUAACUUUAUUUUAAUGUCUCCAACAAAGAUUUUUCCAGGCGCUCCUUGGUUACAGUGAAUUAAAUGACUUUGAAGCCUCA